This is a messenger RNA of Pyrenophora tritici-repentis Pt-1C-BFP, 1830 nucleotides long. RefSeq lists its product as uncharacterized. Gene Ontology annotation, molecular function: oxidoreductase activity. NCBI's taxonomy places the organism in Eukaryota, Fungi, Ascomycota, Dothideomycetes, Pleosporales, Pleosporaceae. The record is from RefSeq and is a predicted model, not a curated record.
AUGGCGGGUGGCAAUAACAAAGACGGGAAGAAGAAGAGAGUGCUCGUUGUUGGAGCUGGGGCAGCAGGAAUGUCAUGUGCUCACCAUCUUUCUGAACACCCGGACAAAUUUGAUGUUACUCUCAUCGAUGCAGUAGAUUACUGCGGAGGCCAAGCUUUUUCUAUUGGACUCGACAAGGAACGGCAUGGAGCAGAGUGGCUCAACCAAGGUGUGCAAGGUGGAAGUUACAUCUUCCACCAUACCAUGACUAUGUUUGCGCGACAGGGCCACCACGCGGAUCCCGUUAAUCUCCAAGUAUCUUUUGGGAAAGACGACAUCUUUUGGACAAAUGUAUUCCCAACCGAACUUCUCGCACGGCAUCAGAAAGAAAUUAGGCGGUUCAACACCAUGCUCAAGAUAGUGCGGUGGUUCGAGCUCUUUUUCGCAUUGAUACCGAUCAAGAUCCUCUUCAAGAUGUUUUUCUUUUCCGAGGAAUUCACCAAUACUGUCGCCAUGCCCAUGAUAGCGCUUUUCCUCGGCACAGGCAACGAAACGCCCAAUGUACCCAGUAUCAUUCUCGAGAGGCUUUGUACGAGCCCUACGUAUGGCAUGUGGUAUCCGGCAGAUAAGCACAGCGUUGUUAGCAAUCUGCCGCCCAUGGUCGUGUUUCCAAAGUUUAGCGAGUUCUACGAGCGCUGGAGGCAGGAUCUACUCAAGAGAGGUGUGACUGUUAGACUUUCAACGGAAAUCACGAGAGUGGUGAAGCGGGAUCAGACUGGUGUCACUGUUCGAUUGAUCAAGCGCACGCUCAAGCCCGAUGCGCAUAAUCCCAAUAGCGUCCACGUUCCCUACGAUAACGAGCACAAUGCCGAUUCUGAUGCUGAAGAGAAAGAAGAGCACUACGACGAUGCCGACACCGCAAAACGCAUCCUAGCACCCACAGCCUCUUUCCGCGAAAAGCAAGUCCUCGGCUCCGCCAAGUUUUCCGACGAUAUCACCGUCACGCACUGGGACACGGCCUACAUGGAAAAACACUACGAAAACUUCUACGACCCCGCCAAAGCCGUCUCUUCGCUAUCUUCCGUCUCGCAAACCUCGCGCAACGAUUUCGCAGAGAAGAACUUCAAGCCAAUGUACUACAUCAAAAUGUACCCACAGGACCUGUCUAAACUCGAAAUGUGUUUCGACUGCACCAACUACCAGUCCCAGUUCCCACCUGAUGUUCCCUUUGACAAGCAUGUGUUCCAAACGAUUUAUCUCAACAAGGAAAGAGAUGGCCAUCUGUGGAGUAUCGAUGAGAUUGACAAAGACAAAAUCAUCAGAAAAGACUGGUGGCACCAGCUUUGCCACUCUUGGACACAUUACCUCUUUGUAGUCCCCUGGAUGUGGGCGCUACAAGGACGCAAACAUACACGCUUCGCAGCGGCAUGGACGCUGAUAAAUGCGCAUGAAGUCGCGGUUAUGAGCGGUAUUGCUGCUGCCGUUGACUUGGGUGCGGAUUAUCCCGAGGACUUGGAACGUGACAAGUUUGCGUUCUUGAGCUUUAGGCUGUACUACUUGCUUGCAUAUGGGAAAUGGUAUCGCAGAAGAGCGACGAAGAAGAACAAGGAGGGGCCGGGAAGUGAGUGGGCGAGUGGGCUGUAUGGGAGUGUAUAUAGAGGACCAGGAGUUAGUGAGGUGGAGAGAAGGCAGUGGAGAGAGGAGAACGAUGUGCAGGGAGAGCCGGUAAAGAUGGCCUUCCCUACUGAUGCAGGUACUAGAUAACAUGGUAGGUAGGAAAAUGGGUGUUGGCAGUGGAUGAGGACUUGAUGAUGAUCUUUGCCAUUCGGAGGAACAAUAUAUUAAUCUACC